AUGUCUAGAGUACCUAAAGAAGCCAAGACUUUUGUCUUGAACAAAUCGCCUGUAACCGCAGUGAACCUCAACUUGGGUGAAGAGAAAUCAACCUUUAAACUUAUCAAUAAGCCGAUCAGAGAUCUCCGCGAUGAUGAAGUUCUUGUGAAGACCCUCUAUCUUUCAAACGAUCCUACUCAGAGAGCAUGGAUCCAAAAGGGCUUGAACGCAGAAAGAAUGUACGUUGAUCCAGUGUUGGAAGGACAAGCCAUGAAAUCUUCAGGUUUGGGACGAGUCGUGGCUUCAAAGCUUCCGGGUUAUAAUGUUGGUGAUGUCAUCAGCUGUGCCCUCAGUUGGCAGGAUUACUCCAUUGUCAAGAAGGUCCUGGUAUACAACAAGAUCCCUCAAACCGAUCUCCCCAUGACUAUGUUCCUUGACGUGUUGGGGAUGACUGGGCUUACUGCCUACUUCGGUCUCUUGCAAGUUGCUCAGUUGAAGAAAACUGACACCAUUGUUAUUUCCGCUGCUUCAGGUGCCACUGGAUCCAUGUGUGUUCAAAUAGCAAAGAAGGUCAUCGGAUGUAAGCGAGUGAUCGGGAUCUCUGGAGGUGCCGAAAAGUGUCGCUAUGUAGAAUCGAUUGGUGCCGACGUUUGUGUCGACUACAAGGACCCAAAGUUUGAAAAGAAUAUGAAACAGGCUCUUGGUGAGGAGAAAUACUGCGAUGUUUUCUUCGAUGGUGUUGGUGGGCGUAUUCUUGACACUAUGUUGCAAUUGGUGAAGCCGUUUGGACAGGUGAUUGCAUGUGGUGCCAUUGCCGGGUACAACGAUUUCAGAAAGUCAUUCGUCUCUGGCUGGGGUCAAAUCAUCACCAACAGAUUGACGGUUAAGGGAUUCAUUAUUCUUGACUUCCAGGACCAAUAUGAACAAGGGGUCAAGGACAUUGCCAAGUGGAUCCAAGAGGGAAAGAUCAAGGUUGAUAAUUCUUCUUUCACUCUCGUGGACCUCUCACAUGAAGGUGAUUUCAGAAAAAUCCCGGAAACUUGGGGCAUUCUCUUCUCGGAUAAGAAGGGUCCAGGUAAGCUCUUGACCAAGUUGUAG
This is a messenger RNA of [Candida] anglica, 1077 nucleotides long. Lineage: Eukaryota; Fungi; Ascomycota; Pichiomycetes; Serinales; Debaryomycetaceae. The record is from the annotation of a GenBank genome assembly.